Molecule: messenger RNA, 212 nt
Organism: Monoraphidium neglectum
Lineage: Eukaryota; Viridiplantae; Chlorophyta; Chlorophyceae; Sphaeropleales; Selenastraceae
Exons: 1
Source: RefSeq, a predicted model, not a curated record
GCAAGCUGCAAGGGGAGCUCGACCACCGCAAGGCCCAGCUGGCGGAGGAGACCGCCAAGCGCGACAGGGCGCGCGCGCAGACGGCGCUGCUGAACGCGAUCUUCCUCAUGAUAGGGUCCAUGGAACAGCUCACCGCCCCCGACGCGACGCCCGCUGAAGACGAGGCCGCGCUCUCCGCGAUCGCCGAUCAGAUCGACGCGAUCCAGUCGCUC